AUGGCAGCCUUAAACAACGGGAUAUCAGAUGGUACCGCAUCCAACGGCCUAAUCAAUGGCCAGCCGCGUGUCCGUCUUCUCCCGCUUUCAUAUGACGGCCAUAACUCAGAGGAAUCGGCGAGGCAGCUCAUUUACGCCAUCUUGCCAGAAUGGAAUAGCCCAGAUGCCAAUGUCAAGUUCGUCAAGUGUACCGACGGUAUCACCAACACGCUUCUCAAGGUGAUAAAUCAAGUUCCCGGUGUGUCCCCCGACGAAGUAGACCGGGACGCCGUCCUCCUCCGCGCCUACGGCCAUGGUACCCACGUCAUCAUCGACCGCCAGCGCGAGGCAGAAAACCACGAACUUCUCAUGGCUCACGGCCUGGCCCCGAACUCCUCGCCCGCUUUCAAAAUGGACCUCAGAAACCCCGACAUCUACAGGCCUGUCGCCAGGAGGCUUGCCGAGUGGCAUGCGACAAUCCCCUGCAUACCCUCGACUCCAUCUCCUCACGCCAACGGGAGCGGAGAAAGUGAAGCUUCGAGAAGGCGCGCGUCCAUCGACGGGGCCGCUCCCGGAAAGCCCGCACCUAACAUGUGGACAGUAAUGCAGAAGUGGAUCUACGCGCUGCCAACCGAGACAGAGCAACAGCGCAAGCGACAGAUCACGCUGCAGACAGAGCUUAACGAGCUCAUAAAGAAGCUGAGCCAACGGCCUGGUCUGGGAGAGAACGGGCUUGUCUUUGCCCAUUGCGAUCUCUUGCAUGGCAACAUCAUCAUACAACCCAAGGGGACAUCUGAGCCCAAAACUACUGAAGGUAAUAUUGUCAGCUUCAUCGAUUAUGAGUAUGCCGCCCCCUCACCCGCCGCAUUCGACAUCGCAAACCACUUUGCCGAGUGGGCUGGUUUUGAGUGCAGAUAUGACCAGCUUCCCACCAAGUCAGAAAGACUCGACUUUAUCCACCAUUACAUAGAAUCCUACUUUUCGUUCACCAAGGAUGCUUCCACGGAGAUAGAUCAGGAGGCUCAGAAACUAGCCGAAGAGGUUGACGUCUAUCGAGGCAUCCCGGGCUUCUAUUGGGGUAUCUGGGCUCUCAUCCAGGCCGUCAUAUCUGAAAUUGACUUUGACUACGCCAACUACGCCGAGCUACGCCUAGGGAAUACUGGGCCUGGAAGGCCGAGGCAGACGGCACCCGUACAUCCCAAGGAUCUGAGAUGCCCUUGCGUGAGAAGAGCGCGCGCGACGUCCGACACUCGUCGUCAGACCUCUCGCGACCACCCUCCCGCCGUCCUCAUCGACCCCCAGCUCGCUCAGCAAACGUCUUUGCCUGCCCCGAAGGAGGCGGACGACCCAUGGACCCUAAGCCAAGACCUCCGCAGUGUAGGAAACGACUCUCGCAAAUACGCGGCGCAGACCCAAGGCGGGCUCAGCAACGGCGCCUUGCGCGGAUCCCUGCUGAACGACAAGAGCUUGCUCAUCAUCUUUGCUCGGGCAUCGGCCUUACCCUGCCCCGUGCUCCUCAAGCUUGAUGAUCAAAAGACCAUGCACUUGCACUAG
Molecule: messenger RNA, 1533 nt
Organism: Parascedosporium putredinis
Lineage: Eukaryota; Fungi; Ascomycota; Sordariomycetes; Microascales; Microascaceae
Source: the annotation of a GenBank genome assembly